AUGUCCACCCAGCCCCAGAACCCACAUCUGAUUGGCUUUGUUGCUUAUUCUGGCCCCUCCCACACCACACAGCCAUACAAGUACUGGCUGCUCCUUGAUGGCCAGGCAGACCCAGCAGCCGCUGAGGGGCCAGUGAAGAGGAAAGCCGCAUCUGUUGUGUGGUGGCCACAAUCACUCGGGCGUCUGAGUUUACUGGUGCACUGCUGGGAGGAGAGUUAUGAGAUGACUGUUGGCUAUCAGUCUCCGUGGGCAGGUGGCUUGGCCUUGAGUGGGAAUGGCUGGGAUUUGGGUGUUGCCUUUAGGAGGGAUACCUGCAUGUCUUGUUCCAGUCUGCACUGGGAAGAAUUCAAAUAUGCACCUGGCUCCCUUCACUAUUUUGCCCUAUCCUUUGUGCUCAUUCUUACUGAAAUCUGUCUUGUCAGCUCAGGAAUGGGAAUCCCCAGGGAAGGAAAGCAUUUUUUUUGUUCUGGGAAGCCCAGACUGUUCACUUUGGGGCAGGGCCAAACAUGUGCCUGGUGAAUUUGCUUGAAAACCAUCACUGUCUUCUACCCCCAUCACUGUAUAGUGCAAAACUUGAUUAAAGUGGUAUCUGAGAACCAUAA
This is a messenger RNA of Callithrix jacchus (white-tufted-ear marmoset), 602 nucleotides long. RefSeq lists its product as uncharacterized. The record is from RefSeq and is a predicted model, not a curated record. Lineage: Eukaryota; Metazoa; Chordata; Mammalia; Primates; Cebidae.